This is a messenger RNA of Rotaria socialis, 1917 nucleotides long. Lineage: Eukaryota; Metazoa; Rotifera; Eurotatoria; Philodinida; Philodinidae. The record is from the annotation of a GenBank genome assembly.
AUGCAACAACGACACCUAAUCUUUUUCGCUUCAUUGUUUACAGCUAUUUCUACGACACAAAUAAACUAUUUUGAAGCUAUCGCAAAUUUACCAAUUGUUCCUGAUCCAGUCACUAUUUUCGAUACUCUAAUCAUAUUAUGGACUAAUGUUACGGAUUGUCCGCAACCAUCAUGUGAAUGUGUUGUGCAAGCCAACGUCACCACUGAUAAUGGGACAUAUACUGUAGAAUUUUCGUCUAUGACACCGAAUAUUGGUUCUGUUAGCGUCAGCGAUCUUAAACCAGAUACAUUAUAUUCAUUCACAUUAACUUGUACCGGCACUGAUGACAAUGCUACGCGCCUCAUUCGAACAGAUUAUGGUCGUCCAUCAGCACCACAAAAUAUCACGGUUACACUUGUUUCUGAACGUUUAAGAAUAUCCUGGUUACCGCCUGCAGUGCCGAAUGGACCGAUUCAUAAUUAUAAACUUACUAGAGACAGAGAAACUAUUUCAGACAAAAUACCAAACAGUGAAUCAUCGUAUGACAUGACAAAAGACUAUGUUUACGGAGAAACAGAUACUUUUUUUCUCUCAGCUUGUAAUAUCAAUGGAAAAAAUGACACAGUUUGUUCAAGUCCGAAUGACGGUGAAGUUAGUUUUUUUUUGCCCGCAGCAACAACAACAAGUUCCCAACAGACAACUACACUCGGAAAUGCUUCAAACAUUUUAUCUUCUUCAAGACUUUUGGCGAUUUUGAUGUUUUGCUUUUUUCUAGUCAAGCUAUGGACUAAUGUUACAGAUUGUCCGUCAUCAUCAUGCGAAUGUUCUGUUCAAGCCAACAGGACAGGCUUCAAUUAUCCCUUUCCGGCCCGCUGUUUGGAAAUUGCCGUACCCCCCCUAGGGGAAAAUGUUGCCAUAUGGCAACACCGGGCCGGAAAGGGUUAUACAGAUUGUGCAGUGUUUUCCUCUGAUACCACAAGUAUUGGUUUUGCGCUUAUCAAGGAUCUUGAGCCAGAUACAAUGUAUUCAUUCACAUUAUUUUGUGGUGGAACUGAUGAGACUAUCACACGUCACAUCCGAACAGUUUAUGGUCGUCCCUCACCACCGCGAAAUAUCACAGCUACCCUUGUUUCUGAGCGUUUAAGAAUAUCCUGGUUACCGCAUUCAGUGCCGAAUGAACCGAUUCAUAAUUAUAAACUUGCCAACGUUAUUUCUGGGACGAAAAUCAACUAUUUUGAAGGUCGGAUAGAUGAGAUAUUUCUUCCUGAUCUAGUCACUAUUUUCGAUACUCUAAUCAUAUUAUGGACUAAUGUUACGGAUUGUCCGCCACCAUCAUGUGAAUGUGUUGUGCAAGCCAACGUCACCACUGAUAAUGGGACAUAUACUGUAGAAUUUUCGUCUAUGACACCGAAUAUUGGUUCUGUUAGCGUCAGCGAUCUUAAACCAGAUACAUUAUAUUCAUUCACAUUAACUUGUACCGGAACUGAUGACAAUGCUGCACGCCUCAUUCGAACAGAUUAUGGUCGUCCAUCAGCACCACAAAAUAUCACGGUUACACUUGUUUCUGAACGUUUAAGAAUAUCCUGGUUACCACCUGCAGUGCCAAAUGGACCGAUUCAUAAUUAUAAACUUAUUAGAGACAGAGAAACUAUUUCAAGCAAAAUACCAAACAGUGAAUCAUCGUAUGAUAUGACAAAAUAUUAUGUUGACAGAGAAACAGAUACUUUUUUUCUCUCAGCUUGUAAUAUCAAUGAAAAACAUGACACAGUUUGUUCGAGUUUGACUGACGGUAAAGUUAGUUUUUUUUUGCCCGCAGCAACAACAACAAGUUCCCAACAGACAACUACACUCGAAAACGCGUCAAAUAUUUUUUUCUCUUCAAUGGUUUUGACCAUAUUGAUUUUUUGCUUUUUUUCUAUUCAUGUAAAUCGCAUGUAA